AUGUCUGAUCAAGAGAGUGAUGAUCAAAUGGAUGAUCAGCCGAGUGUACCAGAUCAAAAAGUAAAUCAUAGGAAAUCGGCUGGAUGUUGUCAAAAUUAUGGGAAUGCAAUAACUCAUGGACUGUUUCGAAAGAAACGUCAUGAAAGAGAUAUUAAGCAGGUUCUUGAAAGUCGUCUUGAAGUACAAAAGUGUACUACAACUGUUAAUGAUGCUACUGUUAUUGACUGUGAUCGACUACCAAAGAAUCUUCUAGAGUCAUCUACAAAAUCUUGGCAAUCAGUAGAAGAUUGUCAAGACGAAGAAAAACCUUCAACAGAAGAAGCUGGUAUUUCAAAUUCAAAUAAUAGUAGUAAUAAUAAUAUAGUGGAUUUAGUUCAUCAAGAAAUUACUGAAUUGGAAAUGCGAGCUCGUGCUAUCCGUGCAAUGCUUAAAAAGAAAUCUGUCCAGUUGAAGUGAUCAAUGUAAAAAUUCCCUUCCCAAUUGGGUUCAUGUCCUCAAUGUCUCCUCCCCUCCCCUUUGGCAUUUGCUCAAUUCAACUCAAUUCAGCUGUGCUCAGCGCUCUUCAUCAAUAAUUUGGGUUGUUGUGUAUCUGUCAAUUUAUUAUUUUAUGACUUAUUGUACAGUUUUCAGUUAGUUCGUUUGAAUGAAUAUUUUGAACUAUAUGUGCAAAUGUUUAUCUGUCAUAUUCCUUUAUGACCUCUAUUCAAAGUCCUUUACUUCGGGGUGCUUCCUUCCAGCUUCUCCAAGAAUAAUGUUACA
Molecule: messenger RNA, 759 nt
Organism: Trichobilharzia szidati
Lineage: Eukaryota; Metazoa; Platyhelminthes; Trematoda; Strigeidida; Schistosomatidae
Source: the annotation of a GenBank genome assembly